Messenger RNA from Hyla sarda, 1210 nucleotides. RefSeq names its product pulmonary surfactant-associated protein D-like. Bases 250 to 1041 code for a protein of 263 amino acids. The transcript has 5 exons. Lineage: Eukaryota; Metazoa; Chordata; Amphibia; Anura; Hylidae. Gene Ontology annotation, cellular component: rough endoplasmic reticulum; multivesicular body. The record is from RefSeq and is a predicted model, not a curated record. Gene Ontology annotation, biological process: positive regulation of phagocytosis; surfactant homeostasis.
UAGUUCAGCUGAGGCCGGUAGGUUUUUCAGGCCUAGCGUGUCUUUGCAAGUUGUGCAGAUCCUUCGUGCUAGUCCGGCAUCCCAGAGAGCGAUAAUUGGCUACAGCUCCCUUAUAUGGGCAGGGUCUGGACCAGUGCUAAUUGGUCCAUACUUGUGUCAAUCACCAUUACAAGGACUUGUGGGUAACACGUGACCCAAGGACCUCCAAAAGGUCCUCCAACAUACCAUAGAGGAUAUUAACAUGGUCACAUGACCGAAGGUCCUGCGACGCUAAACAAGGGUGAAAUUGCUUGGAAGAUGCCCGUUCUGCAGGUGUUCAGCGUGGUUCUGCUUGGCAUAGCCUUAGUGUACUCCACUGAGAUAUGUUAUGAGACAGACUAUGCCAUCAUCAAGUGCGGACCACCAGGAAAAGAUGGGCUACCUGGCACACCUGGCAUAAAUGGGUUAAAUGGGGAAAAGGGAGAGCGAGGUCCAAUAGGACCAGCUGGGCUUCCUGGUCUUGAUGGACGUCCAGGACCAAAAGGUGAACAGGGACCACAAGGGGAGAAAGGCGAACAAGGAGAUAUUGGAGCUUCAGAGCUUGAAGAUCUUAAACUCCAACUGGAUCUUUUGGAUGGAAGAGUUGUGAAAAUGCAGUCCAACCUGGUAUCGCUGAGGAAAGCUGCUUUCGCAUUUUCUAAAGGUGCAAAGAUAGCUGGUGACAAGAUCUACAUUUCAAAUGGUACACAGGCCGUCUAUGGCGUAGGCAAGGUAACUUGUAACAUGGCAGGAGGUCAACUGGCUUCACCGCAGAACAACGACGAGAACAAAGCCGUGCUAACCAUCCGUACCCAGUAUGGAGUUUCCCCUUUUCUAGGAAUAAAUGACAUCGUGAUUGAGGGCAAAUUUACAUAUCCAAAUGGUGAAGCCAUAAUCUACACAAACUGGUCCCCCGGUGAACCCAAUAAAGAUGGAGCGGAGAACUGUGUGGAAAUGUUUGAUACUGGAAAAUGGAAUGAUAAGUCUUGUGGAGAAAAACGUCUUGUCAUCUGUGAAUUUUAGUCAUUUUGUUUCUGUGUUACAUAUGUAAUGAUAAUAUUUCAAUCACGAAUGUGUCUUUCCAUAUAAAAUACGAAUUAAAGAACUUAGCAUAAAGAUCUGUAUGAAUCAUAUGAAAACACAAUUUUUUGUCCAAUAAAUACUAUAAUAAAUACAUGAUAGCUCUUUUGAU